AUGGAUUACCAAUUGCUUAUCACCCCUAAAGCUUUCUUCAAGCCUCGCAAGAUUGCAAUCCAAGAUCAGAUCUUCAAAGAAAACUUCUUCGAUUCAGAAAACAACGGAAAUCGGAUGGUGACUACGCGUAAAAACAAGGAAUGGACGUUCAAAAUUAGUGAAAACCAGUCGUAUACCUUUUAUCAGAAGAUCACCGCUCGAAGUGGCUAUAUCGUGUGCGAUAGCAAUGGGCAGGCUGUUGCAAAAAUAAACACAAAGAAAAAACCGCUCUCGAGUAUCGACUAUUACCAAAUUGAAAUCGACCAAAGACACCCCAUUAUGAAUAUCUUGACUGUUGUCGGACUAUUACUAACGAUCAAGGAAGAAAAUGAACUACAACGAGCGGCUGGCGGAAUCAAAACUUUCACACUUGGUGGUGGAAUUAACUCUUUCAAUGUCGGACAACUUUGA
Messenger RNA from Puccinia graminis f. sp. tritici CRL 75-36-700-3, 450 nucleotides. RefSeq lists its product as uncharacterized. NCBI's taxonomy places the organism in Eukaryota, Fungi, Basidiomycota, Pucciniomycetes, Pucciniales, Pucciniaceae. The record is from RefSeq and is a predicted model, not a curated record. Bases 1 to 450 code for a protein of 149 amino acids. The transcript has 4 exons.